UGAGGAAGUGAGAGACACCGACAUGUCGAGUUGUCUGUAGUGAUAUUUCGUCUCUACUUAAUUUAUUUUAAAACGUGGAGUCAUGGCAGCAAAGGUCCAGCAGCUCGAGUCUGUGGUGAUCCGAAGUUUGAGGCGGUUCAAAGAGCGAUAUUUCCCAGAUAAACUUGUUCAAGAUGACCUGAUGCCCACUGAGGACUCACAACAACAACAACAAACCGGACUUUUGGACUUUUUACCGGUGGACCUGCAGUUCCUCAUCAUGACCUUCCUGUCUCCUGCGGAUAUCUGCCGCCUGGGCGCCACCAGCUGCUACUGGAGGGCCAUGGUCAGGGACCCAUUACUGUGGAGGUACUUCCUGCUGCGGGACAUGCCGUACUGGUCCUCCAUUGAUAAUGUGACCAUGCCUCGUUUGGAGAUGCUGGACGCCCCGCUGAGCAGUGACGACGAGAGCCCUGAUGACAUGGAGGAAGGAGGAGAUAAAAGGAUGGAGCUUAAAUUUGACUACAUGUCAGAAUAUCUGAAAGCUUGCCCAUCCUCCAGACAGCAGUGGCUUCCCUCUCGACCGGCGUAUGAAGUUGUGACCUCCUUCCUCCAGUCACUCGUGCCAUCGUCUGAACCACGAUACGCCAUGUUUGGCCCUGGCAUGGAGCAGCUGGAUGUUUCUCUUGUCACGAGGCUGAUGCAUGCUCCAGAUGUGCUUCCUGUGUCAGGAACUCCACACAGGCAGAUAAAUGGUAUUGGCUCAGGAAUCAGUUACAUGUUCAACAACCAACACAAAUUCAACAUCCUGACUCUUUAUUCAACCAACAGGGCCGAGAGGGAGAGAGCCAGACAGCAGCAAGUCAGCAUCAGUAACAAACUUUUUACUAUUGAAAGAACUGAUGAGUCAGGCUGCCCAGUGUACAGUCCUGCUCCUCAGGUUCAACAAGUGUGCCAGGCGGUGGAUGGUUUCAUUUAUGUGGCCAAUGCAGAGCCCGGUAAAGGUGACGGAGAGUCUGAGGAAGCCCAGAUUCGGGCCGUGCUGAACUGUGCUGGAGGCUCCACACCCAAACCCCUGCUGGUGCUCUCCUGUGUGUCCAGAGAACAGCCGCAAGCAAUCAGCCAGCAAAACGACGAAGCAGACGAAGGCGGGAGGCGGUGUCGAACUCCCUGCGUUCACAUGGCACAGAGACUCGGCCUGCCGAAGAUCACGAACCGCUGGAUGGUUCAAGAUACAGUGGCAGAGUCCCUCUCAGGUCUUCUGGAUGGUAUUUCCUGGUUGCUGAAGUGCUCAGGAGUCAAACUUUAUGGGAGCUAGUUCAUUAACUCCUGCUGCUGCCAGAUGAAUUAAAACCACAGACCUCAGUGCAAUGUCAUCCUCACAACAAUACGCACUAAAGUAUUUCCCAAGUUUAUGUGCACCGUGUGUGCACCAAAUGUUUCCAGAUGGGAACACUGCACUUUAGAUUUAAUGACCUGGAUGAGCCGAAGAAGAGAUUACUCGAUAACGAUAAUGCAUCUGAAAGGCCAAAAAUAGCAUUUUUUACAAAAACAGCCAAAUGAAGAACAUCGCAGAACAGAGAGUUAUGCAAAUAUGUGGAUACUUCAUGGAAAAAAACUGAUGAACAAGAAGGAAAGCCAAAAUGAAUAAAGCAAAAACAAUCUACAGUUUAAUAAAACCUUCAAAAACACACCUUCUGCUUCAUAUUUAAUGUAACUUCACAUCAUUUCCAUUAUAUAACAGUAACAUUUGCCAGAUUACUUAAGAAUGGUCACAAAGCCAAAAGGUUUUUGAUUGAUGUACGUCGUGUUGAUGGUUGGGUUUUCAGUGAAAUGAGUUGAGUUCACAAGCAGUUUUAAAUCUUACCUUUUCAUAUGACAAAUAAUACUGAUUCUACACGACUUGUGAACACUUCAGUGAUAUUUUUCACAUCUUUUCUGUGUAGUAAAGAUUAAAGUAGAACAAUAUUUUAAAGUGAUUAAGAGUUGCACUUUUUUGCUUUAUUUAUUGAAAGUUGAAAUAAAUGAAUUGUUGGACUUUAAUUUUAAUUGUGAUCUGUCUGAUACACAUAUUAUGUGAGGAUUGGAGAUAUUUCCAUUCUAUUCUGUUCGUGUGUUGAGCCUAGAUGUUUCCACUGAGGUCAACCCUGAAAUGUAAAGUCAAAUCAGAGUCAGACUCAUAAAAAACUUUAUGCAUCCCGGAGGUGCACUUAGGAGGACGUGCACAGCAGCAAGGCACACAUAAACAUCAGCAUGACAUAAAAAUUGACAUCUGUAUGUCAGCAAGCAUGAAAGAUCAUUGUCUCAGCCACCAGGCUACAGAGAAGCUGCCUGUGUAACUCAUUUUUUCCCCCUGAAUUUUAAUGAUUGUGUAUGUUUUCUCAUAAUUUGCUGAAUAUAAACAUGCUUACAGAUUUACAGUAAAUUAGAUUUGCCCUCAUAAACACACCUGCAGUAUGUGAAAGCCCAGUCACACUCAUUGAUCUGACUGAACAAUACCAACCAAAUCAGCCUCUGAUAUAUUUUACACCAGUUCAACAUAAAAUACACAGAAAACUUUGCAAUGCAAAAAUAUUGUUUCAAAAUUCGCAGCCUAGCGUGACCUGUUUGCACCUUUUCUGGUUCAUUUGGCCUGAAAAUAGCACUCAUUCUUGCCUACUUUAAAACUGUGGCAAUAAAAUUCCAGCGCAAUUGCUGCACUUAAAUCAUUUCAUCUCUCCCUUUAUGUGUUCCUGUUCUGUGUGUCCUCUGAAAAUGACCACCUGUUCCAUAUUCAGUGUCCCUCCGGUAAUGUUCACAUGCUCCGCCGGCAACAAUGGAAUCACUUUUGCGGCAUGUGGGCUAUGACAAGAUAAUGUGCUCCGCCGACGCUCUUUUGUUCUUGUCCCCUAGGUAACCACAAAUCAUUGGUAAAAGUAUAUGACCCCAGGUACCAGCACUAUCAAAAUGUUCUUUAGACACAACUGUCAUUUUCAUGCACGUACAGUUUUAGAAUUUGACCAUGAUUGGUGCAAUUUGGAUGCAUUAAGCCGAGCUGAAUGCUAGUGGAGAGAGGCGAUUGGCUUUUUUUUUUUUCUUUCUCAGAAUUUAUUUUUAGGGAAAUGAUGGAUGAGUUAGCCACCGUGUGUGUGUGUGUGUGUGUGUGUGUGUGUGUGUGUGUGUGUAUGGGUGUUCUGAGGGAAGCAGGCGGAAAAAAUCCUACUUCUUAUCUCUACAUCAUAUCUCUCUGUUCCAAAUAAACAGGAUGUCUUCUUUCUUGGUCCUCACCCCUCUGUUAUUUACCUGUUUGUGUGUGUGUGGAUGUGUGUGAGGGAGAGAGCGCGAGCGUGAACCAGUGCUCCCACAGGCUGUCCAACAAUUAAGAUGUCCCACUUCAGGAAAGCUUUGCCACGUAAACCCUGGGAACUUGUUUAAGGGCAGGUAUGCAGGGGAAAAGUCUGUAAUCCUCUGUUAUUACUCUGUGAUCCUAAUGUUGCCAAUGGAGGCAGAAUCCUGCUGACUGGUGGCGUCUGCAUGCAUCAACAUGGGGUUUUUGUGCCUCCAGUCUGAAUGUAUGGAAAUAUGAAGGAGCUGCGCUGAUAAACUAAUUCUAUGGGAAUGCAUGUUAAGUCAAGAGAGCUGCAUUGUGUUUGCUACUUUGAGUUUGCACUUUGCAGUCAGGGUGUGUUGCAUCCACUGUUGGAACUUGUCUGAAUAGCAGGAUUUUCAAGGUUUGUUUAUUCAGACCGCAGACUGUGAACCAUUAGCAC
Molecule: messenger RNA, 3728 nt
Organism: Salarias fasciatus (jewelled blenny)
Lineage: Eukaryota; Metazoa; Chordata; Actinopteri; Blenniiformes; Blenniidae
Gene: fbxo4
Product: F-box protein 4
Exons: 7
Coding region: 83-1297 (404 amino acids)
Biological process (GO): SCF-dependent proteasomal ubiquitin-dependent protein catabolic process; protein polyubiquitination
Cellular component (GO): SCF ubiquitin ligase complex
Molecular function (GO): protein binding
Source: RefSeq, a predicted model, not a curated record